Molecule: messenger RNA, 1505 nt
Organism: Danio aesculapii
Lineage: Eukaryota; Metazoa; Chordata; Actinopteri; Cypriniformes; Danionidae
Product: zinc-binding protein A33
Exons: 6
Coding region: 37-1428 (463 amino acids)
Molecular function (GO): zinc ion binding; protein binding
Source: RefSeq, a predicted model, not a curated record
UCUGACUACAGCAGGUGUCAGAGGAUAAAAGAAAUCAUGGCCUCAGCGCUGUCUCUUCACCUCAUGUGUCCGGUGUGUCUGAGUGACUUCAAAGAUCCAGUAAGUUUGCCCUGUGAACAUGUUUUCUGUCGACAGUGUAUUUCCAGGUGUUUAGAAUCCAGCAAAGGACCUCAUAAAUGCCCAGAAUGCAGACAAAACUUCACCGGGACGGAUCUUAAAGGUAUUCGAGUUCUGAGAAAUGUUGUGGACGCCAUACAAGAACAGCGUAAGAAAAAGCAAAUGAUUCAACCGAAAGCAGAGGAAAUGCUGUGUUCUGAGCACAAGGAGCCGCUUAAACUUUUCUGUGUGAAUGACCAGAGACUGGUUUGCCUCAUCUGCAAAGAGGGAACGCAACACAGCGGACACAGUUUUAAGCCUGUAAAGGAAGCUAAGGAGAUCAGUGAGAAAGUGGUGAACAAAGCAUUGAGUUUUAUUUUAGAAGACAACAAACAAAUGUGUGACAUGAUCUUGAAGCAGAUGCUUGAAAUCACAAAAUCUAAGGAAAGAGCCAAACACCUUGAGACCCUUAUGCAUGCUCAGUUUAAGAAAAUGCAUGACUUCUUGUUGAAAAAGGAGGAGGAUGCGAUGAAACAGAUCCAGAAAGCAGCAAACAGUGCUGAGGAAUCAAUGAAGCAAAAUGGGUCGUUGUUGUCAAAUCUGCAAAUAAAAGGAAACAGCCAAGUGUCCAUACUGGAGUCAGGACUGAAGAUAAACCAGCCUGAGAGGUUUUUAGAGUGGUGGAGUAAAGACGGGUUCCCUUUGGUUGAUGAAAUCAGAGAGAGCAAAAACAUCAAGUUUGCUUUGCCAACCAAAUUUAAGUCAAAACAUGACGGCGUUCGAGUGAUUUGUGAUCAUUUCACCCUUGGGCCUUAUGAAACUGACCUUCCACUUAUGGUUUGGAGGGACAUGCUGGGUCCUGUUAAACGGGACCUAUCAGAUUCAUCUACAAUGGACAAGGACCUAAAACUUGCUUUUAAAAAAGAGAAACAUCUGCAGCCUCAAGGCGAAGAUUACUUUGCCAGAUUCCAGAAAUUUCACAAUGGUUACAGGGAGAAUUAUGUGGAGAGCAUUCAGCCGGGUCAGGUGUACUGGGAGGUCGAUAUCGAAGCUGAACCAGGAUGGGAACGUGGACUUACUGUUAGAUAUUACCCUAAAGAGAAGAACACAUCCCUUUGGCAGACAUUGUUUAAUAAAGGUUUUGAGAACAUUUCUCUUUCUGUAAAAAAUGGUCGACUGUAUGCUGUAAGAGGUGAUGAAGAAACCCUUAUCGCCAACCAGACUAAACCCAGUAGAGUUGGGGUUUACGUGGAUAGUGUGAAACACCAGGUUGUGUUUUGCAAUGCAGACAGUAUUUCUCUCAUUCACACAGUGUGGUGUGGAGAUCAAUAAUUCUCCACUCUAAAUUAGUAAAUCAAGCAUAUUUACAUCUGCUUCCUAUUAUAACUGGUAUUCACAAAUCAUUUAUU